AUGAUUUUUUUACUUCUCUCUCUGGUGCUUGGUGGCUCUGUUUUGCGUCUGCUCUAUCGCAAAUGGCUCCAUCCACUGGCUCAUUUUCCUGGGCCGGCUUCGGCAGCUGUCUCAAAUCUACCAUAUGUCAAAUGGGUUAUUUCAGGACAGUUGCAUCAACGGCUUCGUGAGCUGCACGACGAAUAUGGCGACGUGGUGCGCAUUCGGCCCAAUUCUCUCGUGUAUCGAUCUUCGCAAGCUUGGAAAGAUAUCUAUGGGCAUCGCAAGGGAGGCGCCCUGCCAUUUAUCAAAGAUCCCGAAUUCUUCACGCCAGCUCCUCCAGGCCAUGCUCAUCUGAUAAAUGCCAAUGAGGCUGAUCAUGCGCGUCAAAGACGAUUACUUUCUCAUGCUUUCUCUGACCGCGUAAUGCGCGACCAAGAACCACUGAUCAUGUCUCACGUCAACACGUUCAUACAGAAGCUAAAAGACAAGGCUCGGGAAGGAGAGGUCAUUGAUAUGACGGACUGGCUGAAUUUUCUUACAUUUGAUAUUGUUGGAGAUCUUGCUUUCGGAGAACCAUUUGGCUGUCUCAAAGACUCUGCGUAUCAUCCUUGGGUGGGGACCAUCUUCAACAGUAUCAAGACUGGUGCGAUCUUGCGCGCCUUUGCGGUAUAUCCUCAUUUGGCCAAUUCCAUGAGGCAUUUAAUGCCGAAGAGGCUCACUGAGAAAAGGAGAGCACAUUACCAGAUGAGCAAGGAGAAGAUGCUUCGGCGACUAUCUAUUCAGACACAGCGUCCGGAUUUCGUCUCAUAUAUUCUUCGAUACAACGAAGAUGAUGAACGAUGCAUGUCCAGAUCCGAAAUAGAGAUGAACGCAGCAAUCAUUAUACAAGCUGGGAGUGAAACUAGUGCCAGCGUAUUAUGCUCUUGCAUCUAUCUGCUCUUGCAACGACCUGAAUGCCUUGAACGUGCCGUGAAUGAAAUUCGCAGCACUUUCAUUCAUGACUCUGAUAUCACUUUUACAGCCUCCUCAAAAUUGGAUUAUGUCAGUGCCGUGAUUGAGGAGAGUCUUCGGCUCUUUCCUGCAAUCCCAGCAAUUCUUCCAAGACUGGUACCGGAUGGAGGUGCCACGAUCAACGGAGAAUUCGUACCUGCUCAUACCUCGGUUUCUGUUGCUCAUUAUUCUGCGUAUCGUGGGAGUGAAAAUUUCACUGACCCGGAUACUUUCGCCCCUGAACGAUGGCUUGAUUCGGCUCCCAAAGAGUUUACUCCAUAUCAGAGUGAUCAACACGACGUAUUCCAGCCUUUUUCUUACGGGCCGCGAGGGUGCAUCGGCCAGAACCUUGCAUACGCAGAAAUGCGUAAUAUCCUGGCGAAGUUGCUAUGGCAUUUUGAUAUUACCCAGGAUUUCGUGUCGCCGCAGUGGGUUAAUCCUAAAAGCUAUAUUGUAUGGGCAAAGCGUCCACUACAUGUUCGACUUGAAGAAAGGUAG
This is a messenger RNA of Penicillium cosmopolitanum, 1470 nucleotides long. Its product is annotated as cytochrome P450. The coding region runs from base 1 to 1470 and encodes 489 amino acids. Gene Ontology annotation, molecular function: oxidoreductase activity, acting on paired donors, with incorporation or reduction of molecular oxygen; monooxygenase activity; iron ion binding. The record is from RefSeq and is a predicted model, not a curated record. The transcript is spliced from 4 exons. NCBI's taxonomy places the organism in Eukaryota, Fungi, Ascomycota, Eurotiomycetes, Eurotiales, Aspergillaceae.